UGGGUCUCCUGAAUCUGAUAUCACAUAGGCUUCACGACCGCGCAGACGGUCAAUUUAGCCUGUUCCUCGCUUCUCUCUCUCUCGACUCGCCCACCGUACGCAAGAUCUGCCUUGGCGGUGCAGUCGGUUCACAGACACUCGAUAGACUUGGAAGCUUCCUCCACUUACAACACCUCGACCUGACCAUGGCGAGCUCAAGCGACACAGAGCAUCUUACGGAGCGUCUUGCCUCUAUUCGCGCCUUGUCCUGUCUUUCUGUCACCAUGGAACCUGGUGUACAUGUCCCAGUGAAGUCGGGCGGGAAGAGAGGUCGCUUCCGUGCAUUGAGGUCGCUCGACGUGGUCGGAGAUGCGGUCGAAGUGUAUGCCCUUGCAACGUUAUGCCAGAUUCCCAUGUUAGAGACUCUCUUCGCGUGGCAUUGCCCUAAUCUGUCAGUCCUUAGCAUUUGUGUCCAUCUAGGCGCAGACAAUGUCCAUUCCUUAGAGGAGGAGAUGCAGGAACUCCCGCCUGCGAACCAUCAGCUGAAGAAAUUGCGGCUUUGCAAAUGGAGUUAUGACGAAAAGUUGGAGGGCAUGCUCAGCCUAGGCGUCAUCGUUGCUCGCUACGUUGACUAUCUAUUUCCCUUCCUGCAGAGCCUCAGGUCUUACGACGGUAGUGACCGAGAGUGGUGGAAAGGCAUUAGUGAUAUUAUAGCGUCAUACCGCGAGAUCCGCUCCUGCCAAUGCCUUACAAACGGGAGGUGAC
Messenger RNA from Cyclocybe aegerita, 744 nucleotides. NCBI's taxonomy places the organism in Eukaryota, Fungi, Basidiomycota, Agaricomycetes, Agaricales, Hemipholiotaceae. The record is from the annotation of a GenBank genome assembly.